AGCAUGAACCCGGUAUUAGGUUUCGUUGGUAUUCAAAUUUGAACUUGAACGUACGGAGAAAAACAUUAUCUACACGUGUACCUCUUUGUUUACACCGAAUGAAAAUACAUUUCUCGAAACCUGUUCAAUUCGCCUUCGAUUGUCAACCACGAAAAAUCCGCGCGAUUUAUCAUCUGGGACCGGUGGAAAAUCGGCGAAUGCGGUUUGGUGUUCGUAUUAAAAAUAAAUUUUAUCGUCGUUCGAAAGAUGAUUUCGCCGAUAAAUCGCUCGUAGUGCGUAAGUAUAAUUAGGUGUAGUAAAUUGCAUAGGCGAGACUAUGGUGGGUUGUAAGUGCUUGAUGCCCAUUAUGGCGAUCCCGAUCGCGUUGGUGUGGUUUUGGGCGGCGAAACUGAUGAAAGAGCCCUCGAUGCCCGCGUACAACGAGAGCUGGUGGGGGCCCGGGGAACCCCGUUACAUCGACGAUAAGAUCAGGCCGUUCGAAAUCAGCGUCUCCGAUGAGAUCCUGAAGGACCUGAAAUACCGCUUGGAGCACACGUUGCCUCUGCAACCGGCCCUAAAGGGCACCAAGCACACCUACGGCAUUAACACCAAUCUGCUGCAAAAGGUCCUCCAUUUCUGGAAAAACGAAUACAAUUGGACAGAAAGGGAAGCUUACCUCAACCAAUUCCCACAGUUUCUGGUAAACAUCCAAGGACUAGACAUCCACUUCAUUCACGUCAAACCUAAAGUACCCAAAAGUAUUAAAGUCCUGCCACUGCUCAUACUCCAUGGCUGGGUCGGAUCUGUUAGGGAAAUGUACGAAAUCAUACCCAAACUUACAACUCCUAAACAAGGCAAGAAUUUCGUUUUCGAAGUAAUAGUACCAUCAUUACCAGGCUUCGCGUUUUCCGAUGGAGCGGCCAAGAAAGGCAUGGGCUCCUUCAACUCGAGCGUCGUCAUGAAGAAUCUGAUGAAAAGACUGGGCUUCGAGAGGUUCUACGUCCAAGGCACCGAUUGGGGGGCUUCCAUCGUACAAGCCAUGUCGGUGAUGUAUCCGGACAAAGUCAUCGCGAUGCAUUCGAACAUGUGCAUCGUGAAUAUGUUCAAAGGCUACGUGACUAACUUAAUCUAUGCGUUCUAUCCCACGUUUCUAUUGGACGAGGAAGAGCUGAAAUCGGCCCAUAUGUACACCCAGAGCAUCGACUUGUCGGUUUGGUUCUAUCGAAUCGAAGAAACUGGGUAUUUCCAUCUGCAAGCCACUAAACCUGAUUCACUCGGUGUAGCGUUAAGAGACAGCCCGAUAGGACUAGCAGCUUAUCUGCUGGAGAAAUUCAUCACCCUAACUAAAGCAUCGUACAGAGGAAUUGACGACGGACGUUUGGAAGAAACCUACGGAAUGACCGCGCUCAUCGAUAAUAUCAUGCUGUAUUGGAUCACCGGUUCCAUAACGACCUCCAUGAGGAUAUACGCCGAGCACUGGAGCUCCGAGUUUCCCGGGAAUUUCGACGUCGACGGCAUAUCUAUACAGGUUCCAGCGGGUUGCGCGAGAUUCGAGCACGACAUCGUGUUCUAUCCGAAGGCCGUGCUGAAGGUGAAAUAUCCGAAUUUAAUCCACGCGAGUUUCUACGAGGCCGGCCAUUUUCCGGCUCUAGAGGUGCCCGACGUUUUGGUCGAUGAUAUUUUCGAAUUUUUCGAUAAGGUGAUGAAAUUGUGAUCGUUUCUUCUGUUGUGAUAUUGUAAAGUGUAUGUUAGAUUUGUACUUAAAUAAACUAGUUUCCU
Molecule: messenger RNA, 1758 nt
Organism: Phyllotreta striolata
Lineage: Eukaryota; Metazoa; Arthropoda; Insecta; Coleoptera; Chrysomelidae
Source: the annotation of a GenBank genome assembly